Messenger RNA from Dermacentor andersoni, 3173 nucleotides. RefSeq lists its product as uncharacterized. The record is from RefSeq and is a predicted model, not a curated record. Gene Ontology annotation, molecular function: sequence-specific DNA binding. NCBI's taxonomy places the organism in Eukaryota, Metazoa, Arthropoda, Arachnida, Ixodida, Ixodidae.
AUUUGGCGACGUGUUUUGCUGCGUUGAAACAUGUGCUUUUGCGACACGUCUCGCUUCGUCUGACAUGGCGUACUGUUGCGUGCCUUUGUGCAAGUCGGAUGAAAAAAAGAAGACUCCGGGACUAUCGUUUCAUGAAUUUCCAUCAGACUUGGCAUUGAGGGAGAAGUGGAUUGCUGCAGUUCGACGCGAUGGUUGGAAACCGAACGACAGGUCGUGCUACACAAAGGUUUGCAGCCGGCACUUCAAGAAGGAAGAUUUCAUUGAAGGCAAAAGACGUCGACUGAAGAAAGGUAGUGUACCUUCCGUUUUUGAUGACUUCCCUCAUCAUUUGCAAUCGAAGGCAACACGAGACAGGAGCACAGCAAGCAUAGAGAAACGAGCCCAGUUUACGUGUUCGCUGUCGACGAAUGCUUCGGCCGCCACCGCAUCAACCUCUGCCUUGCUACCGUCCGUAACUUCGGCCGAACCACCUACUGAGGAAGGUGCUCUAAUGGACACAACACCUGUCAGUGAACCCGCGGACCACUGUGAUGUGAAGAGUAAUAUGAGCAAUCGAGGCGUCCAGGUCGACUGCAGAGCACCAACAAGUCUACUGACAACAGAAAGAGCGAAGUGGAAAAGAAAAGAGAAAGACCUAAGAAGCCAAAUUUUGCGACUGACACAGACAGUAGAUAAGUACAAGCAGCUGCUAAAGGAGCUUAAGGAGGAUUCGCUCGCUACAGAUCUUUCUUACAUACGGCAGAAAGCAACGGAAAAUGAGUCUUCUGCUUUAAUUUUGCUUGAUCAGGUGAGAAAUUUUAGGAAGAAACGACCAACAUGGUCUGAAGAAACGACCCGUCAAUGUGUUGUGCUGAGACACCUUUCUACAAGAGCGUAUGAACACAUGCGGGGCCAUGGAAUUUUCAAACUUCCUGGCAGAAAGACACUGUCCGCAUACAUUGGAAUACAGAACAGCGAAACAGGCUUCACAGAACUUGUUGAAGCUCGCCUCAAAGCAGAGCUUGAAAAUCUCAAGGUGCCUCAGUCAAGAAUGUGUUCUCUCAUCAUUGACGAGAUGCGUAUUAAAGAGAAGCUGCAGUACAAUAAGCAGCAAGACUGUUUUGUGGGGCAGGCAGACAUGAGCUCGCCGAAUGCUAGCAGUGACCUUGUGUUAGCGAACUCCCUUUUGUGUUUUGUGAUCAGUGGACUUUCAUCCUCGUACAGGAUUCCUGUUGGUUACUUCUUUACAAAGGGUUUAACUGGUGCGCAGCUUCAUGCGCUUACGGUCUUCAUAAUGAAGAAAGUUGAGUCUUGUGGUUUUCAUAUUAUCAGACUUUCCACUGACAACCACAAGGUAAAUGUACAAGCCAUGAGACUUCUAGGGAACGGCAUCGUUACCUACAGAACUGACCAUCCAUGUGACCCGGAUAGGCCACUGUUCAUGAGCUUUGACCCCUGCCAUGUGCUAAAAAAUGUGCGGUCCCAAUUUUUGGCACACAACAUCGGACCCAAAGGAGAAAUUUCAGCGUCAUAUCUGAAAGAUGUGUAUGAGCUCCAGAAGAACUUGAUUGUGAAGCCGGUGCGUUACCUCAGUCGGAAACAUGUUUUUCCUAAUAACAUAGAAAAAAUGAAUGUGGUGAGGGCUAUUCAACUGAUAUCUCCUGCGGUAACGGCUGUUUUGCAACAUCUUCAGGAACAAGCUGGUCACACUUGUCAUAUUUCAUUCGCAAGUGCAGGCCCGACCAUCACUUUUAUGGAGAACUUCUAUCGCUGGUUUGUUCUCCACGACACCAGUAAUACAGUUCAACAUCUGCGCCAGAGGUUCCCAGAUGUUAAGCAGUACGACAGCACAGAAGAUGCCCGGCUUGAGUGGCUAGAGGUCACAAUGCCAAUGUAUCUGCAUGAACUGAAAACAAGGUGCACCCAUCCUCGUGAGUUUCUGACAAAGGAGACAUACGAGGCAUUCUUGACCACUACGUACAGCACUGUGGCUUGCAUAAAACACCUGUUGAGGGCUGACAAAUUUGCAUUUGUAUUGACACGGAAGUUCAACAGUGACCCGAUAGAGUCUCUAUUUGGAACACUGAGAAGGUCAGCUGGGUGCAAUGAUGCACUAGAUGUUCGUGCUGCCCUUUCAGGGCUUCAGAAAGUGCUGAAAAUUGGAAUAGCUGCAUCCAAUCCACUUUCGAAUGUGGCACACAGUGAGCCGGCAGUCAUGUCAAUAACUGUAUCACCUGAGAAGCCAGAAACAUCUGUUAAACCUCAUUCGCAACUGGGAAGAGCUGCUCUGAAUGUUCUUCAAAGACUCAACACUACUGUUUUGCCUCUAUACAUGCCUUCCCUGCAGAUAUCUGCGACCGUAUAUGUUGGUGGCUAUAUUGUCCGCGUCAUCAGUGAGCAGAUAAACUGCGAGAACUGUGUGGCAAUCGCAUCCAAGCCACUAACAAAUCAGCCAUUGCAGACGUUCACUCGCAGCCAGGACCGUGGGGGACUUUUAUAUCCCUCUGACCAACUGCUUUUUGUCCUGGACAUCUUGCGUGUUUUCUCUGAGCAAGCCCUGAAGGAAAAUCCAGCUCUUCCGAGACCCCUGACUAGCUUGGUGGCACACGCUGUUCCAGCUCUGUGUGCCUCAAAGUUGCUGCAAUGUAAAGAGAAUGACAUGAUGCACCGACAGAAGCUGAUGGAACUUAUUGCAGUGCGUUUUGUGAGGCCUCUCCUUGCAAACUAUGCAUUUAGCAUCACAGACAAGCACGAUGCUUACAAGUACUUUGCUCAAAAGCCACUUUCAAGAAAGAGUCUAAAACUGAGAUAAGCAGUGUAACACCUUCAGGUGCUCUUUGCACAAUUGUGCACAUAAAGUUAAAAAGCGAAAGCAAUUUGAAAAUAAACAUCCCUUGUAUGUAUUUCAUUAAACUUGAAUCACUUCUGAUUGUAUUUAUUCUGCAGAUUUGAAUAAGUGUCGCACUUUCCAUUGUUUUUCAGGUAUGCCACUGACGAAGUCGGAAAGGCUCUUUCUUAACACACUAUAUGUUGCAUGGUGGACUUUUUCAUAUUGACUUGAUUCUAGAAGGUCCUUGACACUUCACUGAAUAGAGUCUGUUGAGGUGAUUUAAAUCAUGGUGUGUGCAUUCUUCCAACCCAACAUAGCUUAUUGAAUUGAGUAUUCUUAGUCUGUUCUGCUGCUGUGCGCAACG